AUGGCGGAGCCCCCCGGCGCGGCGGGUCGGGAUGGGGCGGGGCGGGGGUGGCCGGAGCAGGGAGGGGGGGGGAGGGCGGCGGGCGCCGUCGGGGCGCUCGGGCUGUUGCCGACCUCUCGCCAGCCGGUGCCGGCGCUGGCGCUCCGCUGCACCGUUAUCUUUUGCACUGCCCCCGCUUUGGUUUGGUUUUUGUUUUUUUUUUUUUUUUGGUUCGCUGUAAGCAGCCCGCCCUGCCCAGCCAGCCAGGGAACGAAGGCUCCCCUCUGCCCGAAGGUGCCGGUGGCCCCUUGUCCCGGGACACAGCGGUGCUCCCCCGCUUCUCCCGGCGGCGCCAGGGUUUUUUGCAGCGCAUUUCCCUGCGCGGCCCGGCCGGUGGUCGGGGGCGGUGCGCGCUUCGCCCCCCCGACCCUGGGCAAGGUACGGCAGCGGCUCCGCUUGUUUAUCCCAGGGAAGAAACCCCCGCCCCGGGGCAAGUUUCCGCGCCUCCCGCGACUGUGGGGGCUCUGCGGCCACAGGGGUGUGAUUAAAAAGGAACUUGAGAAGGUAAAGGUAGAUUGUACUUCCUAUGCUGAGAAGAAUGGACAGACUCAUCCUAUACACAAUAGAAAGGAUAGGGCCAGAGGGCCCAGAAUGUGUUUUGGAAAAGAGAGAAAGACCUAAAAUCUGAGAAAGCGUGGAUACAUUUGGCCUACAAAGAUGAAUAUGAGAAGAGUUUCUGAGAAACAGAUGUGGCAGCCUUUCAGGAAAAAA
Molecule: messenger RNA, 750 nt
Organism: Calypte anna (Anna's hummingbird)
Lineage: Eukaryota; Metazoa; Chordata; Aves; Apodiformes; Trochilidae
Exons: 3
Coding region: 1-660 (219 amino acids)
Source: RefSeq, a predicted model, not a curated record